Molecule: messenger RNA, 768 nt
Organism: Coturnix japonica (Japanese quail)
Lineage: Eukaryota; Metazoa; Chordata; Aves; Galliformes; Phasianidae
Source: RefSeq, a predicted model, not a curated record
GACCCCAUUACCCACUCCCAGUCCCCAUUACAGACCCCAUUACCCACUCCCAGUCCCAUAACAGCCCCCAUUACCCACUGCUCCCACUUCCCACCCCCACUGUCUGGCUCUGUGUGUUGCUGUGGGUCAGUGUGUGGGUCAAUAUGUGGGGCAGGGUCUCACCUCCCCCCCCCACCUUUAAUCAGCUUCAGCAACCUGGGCAUCCAAUGCGUGAAGAAGAAGGAGAUCGAGGCGGCCAUUGAGAAGAAGCUGCAGUUGGGCAUCGACCCCUUCAAAGCUGGCUCAUUGAAGAACCACCAGGAGGUGGAUAUGAACGUGGUGAGGAUCUGCUUCCAGGCGUCGUACCGGCGAUGGCAGCGGACCAGGCAGCUCAGCCCGGUGCUGUCGGAGCCAUCUUCGCAUAAGAAGUCCACCAACACCUCCGAGCUGCGCAUUUGCCGGAUGAACAAGGAGAGCGGGCCGUGCACGGGGGGGGAGGAGCUGUACCUGCUGUGCGACAAGGUCCAGAAAGAGGACAUCGCGGUGGUGUUCCGUAAGGAGACGUGGGAGGCUCGGGCUGAUUUCUCUCAGGCCGACGUUCACCGUCAGGUCGCCAUCGUGCUCCGGACGCCGCCCUAUAGAUCCCUACAGCUGGAGCAGCCCGUGCAGGUCGAGGUGUUCCUACAGCGCCUCACCGACAGGGCACGGAGCAGGGGGUGUCCAUAUACAUACCUGCCCAGAGAGCAGGGUAUGGGGGGAUAUGGGGAUAUGGGGUCAGAGAAGCAGGGU